Populus trichocarpa (black cottonwood) is the source of this 2395-nucleotide messenger RNA. RefSeq names its product patellin-3. Gene Ontology annotation, molecular function: lipid binding. Lineage: Eukaryota; Viridiplantae; Streptophyta; Magnoliopsida; Malpighiales; Salicaceae. The record is from RefSeq and is a predicted model, not a curated record. The transcript has 4 exons. Bases 215 to 2020 code for a protein of 601 amino acids.
ACUUCAAGCUGGCUUUGUGGUUUGCACAGCUUGGCCCUUUUACCCAGCCCCCUCCUCCACACUCCACUCUUUAUAACUCCCCACCUCUCCCCCCUAACCCCUCACAACACCCUCAAGGCACGAGCAUUUCAAGAAUUCAAGUGGCCAUAGCCCUCUCCCUCUCCUUGUAUAUCUCUAAAAUUUCUUGUUUUGUCAUAAAGAGGUGGUGCAGAGAAUGAGUCAAGAACAAGAUGUUGUGGUGGUAACUGAUGUUCCACAAGCUGAGAAAACAGCUCCAGUGCCACCAACAAUGCCAGUGGUGGUGGAGAAAGAGCCACCAGUGCCAGUCCCUGAGACUGAAGAGGAGCCAAUGAAGCCAAAGCAGGUUGAGGAGGGUGCUGUAGAGACUCAGGUGUUGAAACCUAGUGGAGGUGACGAUGAAAAGAUGCCUCAGUUGGUUUCUUUUAAGGAGGAAAGUACUAAAGUUGCUGAUCUUCUUGAUUCUGAGAAGAAAGCACUUCAAGAAUUUAAGCAGCUUGUUCAAGAAGCACUUAACAAGCAUGAAUUUAGUGCUUUGACUACACCACCAGCAUCAGCUAAAAAAGAGGAGAAGAAAGAAGAUGUGGUGGUGGUAGCCGAGGAGGAGAAAAAGCCAGCCCAAGAAGAGGAAACAUCAGCAGUAACAGAAGACAAGGAAAAAGUAGAGACUGAAGCUGCAGCAGAAAAAGAAGAGAAGAAUGAAGUGGUGGAAAGUGAGGUUCUUGAUGAUCAAGGAAAGGUGGCUACUGCUGUUGCUAGUGAUACUACUGCUGGUACUUCUGUGGAUGAUGAUGGUGCUAAGACGGUGGAAGCCAUUGAAGAGACCAUCGUAGCUGUCUCCUCUUCAGUGGCUUCACAAGAGGAGACUCAAGCUCAGGCUACAAAAGAGCCCGAGGGAGAGACAAAGGCUGCCUCAUCAUUGGAUGAGGAAGCUAAAGAAGUUGAAUCUGAGACCGUGGAAGUGACACCAGAAGAAGUAUCAAUCUGGGGAAUACCACUUCUUGCUGAUGACAGAAGUGAUGUGAUUCUCUUGAAAUUUCUCAGAGCCAGAGAUUUCAAGGUGAAAGAUGCAUUCACCAUGCUCAAGAGCACAAUUCGCUGGAGAAAGGAGUUUGGCAUUGAUGAAUUGCUUGAACAAGAUUUAGGCUUUGAUGAUUUGGGGAAGGUGGUAUUUAUGCAUGGUCUUGAUAAAGAGGGACACCCAGUGUGCUAUAAUGUCUAUGGAGAAUUCCAAAACAAGGAACUUUACAAGAAUUCAUUUUCUGAUGAGGAGAAGAGGCAGAGGUUCUUAAGGUGGAGGAUUCAAUUCCUGGAAAAAAGUAUCAGGACAUUGGAUUUCAGUCCCGGUGGAAUUUCCACAAUUGUUCAGGUUAAUGACUUGAAAAAUUCUCCUGGACCAGCUAAGAGAGAGCUUAGACAAGCUACUAGACAGGCACUUCAAUUGCUUCAAGACAACUAUCCAGAAUUUGUGGCCAAACAGAUCUUCAUCAAUGUUCCCUGGUGGUACCUAACAGUAAAUAGAAUGAUAAGUCCAUUUUUAACCCAGAGGACCAGAAGCAAGUUUGUCUUUGUUGGUCCUUCCAAAUCUGCCGAAACCCUUAUCAGGUACAUAGCCGCUGAGCAAAUACCAGUGAAGUACGGAGGACUAAGCAAAGAUGGUGAAUUUGGCUCAGCUGAUGCUGUUACUGAGAUUACCGUGAAGCCAGCAGCAAAGCACACUGUAGAAUUCCCAGUUACUGAGACAUGCCUUUUAACAUGGGAAGUGAGAGUUGCGGGAUGGGAUGUGAGCUAUAGUGCAGAAUUUGUACCAAGUGCUGAAGAUAGCUACACAGUGAUCAUCCAAAAGGCUAGAAAGGUUGCUGCAACUGAAGAACCAGUGGUUUGCAACAGUUUCAAAAUUGGUGAACCUGGUAAAGUUGUUCUCACCAUUGACAACUCCACAUCCAAGAAGAAGAAGAAGCUCCUCUAUCGCUUGAAAACCAAGCCCGCUUCUUCUGAUUAAUUAAGGGACUAUAUAUAUUGAAACAACAAUAGAAGAUUUUGCUUACAUUCUUGCUGCUGCUGCUGCUGCCAAUUUUAUCAACAUGAUCAUAUCACAGCUUGAAGGUGUUCUGAGGGUCUUGAUCAUGGAGAAGAUAAAGAAAUCUUGAAGAUGUUUAUUUAUAUGUUUAUUUAUAAUUGAAUUUUGUUUUGGUGUGGAAUGGAUUAAGGAUGUUGUGCAAUUGAAGGCUAGAAGCAUGUAUGGGGAUAGGGAAGAAGCUCCAUUACUAGUGCCAAGAAUUUUCUUUGUAAAUUCUUUAUGGCUUUCUUUCUCUUUCCCUGUAAGUAUCUUUUGGACAUAUUAUGAUAUUAAUGAAGACAGUAUCUUUCCUAUAAA